UCGGGCCUGAAGGCACCCCUAGUUUUCCGCCCCAAGGGGGGGUCAACUUCGAUUCGUCAACUUUGCCCCCCUUGAAAAUGGGGAAUGGAAUGAACAGAGUUCUACCGGGUCUUUACGUGGGUAACUACAGAGAUUCAAAAGAUUCAUCUCAGUUGGCUAAACAUAACAUUACCCAUAUUGUAGCCAUUCAUGAUACCGCACGAAGGAUACAUUCGGAUAAGCAUUACCUGUGCGUGAUGGCCUCCGACACUCCCGACCAAAAUCUAACCCAGUACUUCUCGCUGUGUAACGACUUUAUCCAUGCCGCCCGACUCCGUGAUGGAAACGUCCUUAUUCACUGUCUUGCUGGUAUGUCCCGAAGUGUAACCGUGGCUGUGGCUUAUAUUAUGUCAGUGACAACCCUAAACUGGAAAGACGCCCUUAAAGUGGUGAGAGCGGGCAGAAAUGUGGCCAAUCCCAACUUGGGGUUCCUAAAACAACUCGAGGAGUUCGAGUGUACCCGUCUUAUUGAUGAACGUCGAAGGUUAAAAGAACGAUACCCUAGUUUGGCCCUGAUUUAUAAGGAUCAGGAGCAGUGCGCCCUAAUGCUCAACAACUACGAGGAACUGUUACAGUCCAGGAGUAUUUGUGAAGGAAAUUGUGCCUUAGGUGAAACAUGUCCAACUGGGCUUUGCAGGUCCGCAACUCAAAGAAAAAGCCGGAAAAGGACCAAUCAGAGAUCCAAGUCAGAAAUGCACAGGAGUCCCAGUACGAGUAGUACUCGCAGUACGUCCAGUACGUGCAGUACUGGAGGUAGACCCAGGUCCGGACCCGCAGGUCUUAGAAGUUUAGGUUCUUCCGCCCCUCCCUCCCGUUCAGGUAGCCGAGUCGAUUUGACCUCAACCUCGUCGUCGCUCGGAAACUACACCGCCCCCUCGACGCCCCAAACGAGCCCUCCGGUGUCGCCCUUAAGGCGUCGGGGCACCCAGGGCAGAGUCCAGGUCCCCCUAGCCCUCAAAGAAGACGAUUUCGACGAUUUGUUGUUAUAGCGAACGCAUUUUUUAAACGCUUUCGGUUUUAAUUUUGACAAUCACAUUUUUUCGUAUUAACUACUACUAAUUUUUACCGGUUAGUUCCUAAUGUGAUUUUUCUAUUAGUUGGAUACUUGGCGCAAUCAAAAAAAAUACAUAUGUAACGAAAAUAGCUCAAAAGUAUUUAGGGUCAAGUAUAACGAAAAAAUGUGACUGCGUUGGUUCAUGCGAGCUGUGAUUGGCUGAGGAGGCUUAAUAGUGUUGUUAAUUAUGGUAUACAGCAGGGAGUGCGAGAGAUUGUGUGCACAAAAAUGGUGGAUUGAGCUUCCAUUUUGUAGCGGUAAUAUUUAUAAAGGUAAAGUUUUACUUGGAGUUUAUUGGCACAAGUCUGAUCAAAAUCAGCUUGCAUCUCACUAAACACAAAACACGUUUAAAAUCUAAGAAUAUUCUUUAGUAGCUCUAAGAAAAGACUCAUAUUUUAGUGACUAAAUUGAAAAUAUUCUUGGAAGUUCGUAAUUCUCUCUACUCUGCUACCAGGCAAUUUAUCCAAUCUCUCUUCUGAUAUGAGGGGUACUAUCGAAUUUGUAUUCUGCCGUCUCAGAUCUACUAUCUGCCUUUCUUAGUUACUGCUGGUCUUCUAUAUCUCCUUCACUGCUGUGUAGCAGUUUCAUUACCCACUCUUUUUUUGUAAGACCUUUGGUUUUCAGAUUCUUUUCACUUAUUUAUUUUGUUUACUGUUAACUUACUUUGUUAAUACAUACAGCGUAUUUCACUAAGCGCGGAUUACAGCUAUAUCUCGAAAAUUGUUAAUCUGACCUCUUUGGAAU
Molecule: messenger RNA, 1837 nt
Organism: Anthonomus grandis grandis
Lineage: Eukaryota; Metazoa; Arthropoda; Insecta; Coleoptera; Curculionidae
Product: dual specificity protein phosphatase 22-like
Exons: 7
Coding region: 78-1028 (316 amino acids)
Biological process (GO): protein dephosphorylation
Cellular component (GO): cytosol
Molecular function (GO): protein tyrosine/serine/threonine phosphatase activity
Source: RefSeq, a predicted model, not a curated record